AAAAAAAAGCUGCUUCCGAAACGGAAGCACUAUAUUUAUACGUGUUUAUUUUUAAAAAUCGCAGUUUCGUGUGAGUUUGUGAAAAGUGUCGUGUUCAUUUUGAUUCCAGGACACAUUGUGAUAAGUAAAACAAAUUCAAUCGUGUCCCGAGUCAGUCCUCUAUGUCCAUCUUGUGUUUGCCGUCGAUGUAAAUGUACCCAGCACAUUCGUCUCUCCAGCGAACAUUGUUUAUUUGUUUAAAAAUCGACCCCAAAAUAUCAAAUUCACCACGCAAUACGUCUCGUUCUACUCAGAUAACCGUGUCUAAAUUAGUUCCCACGUAUACAACGUUACUCGUUUGUUGUUCGAAUAGAAUAGUAUCGCUGAAUGUCGUGUCGAAUCUGCAGCGUCGAAUAAGCAGGCUAGCGCUCCAUAGUGGUGUAUUGUGGGAGAGACCCAGAGAGAAAGCCCAGGCUAGAGACACACAAUAUGUGUUGGCUCGCAAAAAAAGAGGCAGUAUCUUCAAACCAUGUAAUGUAAAUCAGCGAACGCGUACACAAUUGAUUAUAAAACUAAUCGAUCGGACACGUUAAAAUGUCCAGACCCGGAGAGAGAAGCAGAGGAGAUGAAGAUCACGGGAAAAGGCAGAGUUCAAGUUUGGCGAACGGCAGCACGGACAACAGCUCGGGAGAGAAACGGAGAGAGCACCACUGGAGAAGUUACAAGUUGAUUAUUGACCCGGCGCUAAGAAAAGGCUCACACAAACUGUACCGAUACGAUGGACAACAUUUCAACGUACCGAAUCCCGGGAUCCCUCCGGUGGACAUGGUCAGGGACCCACGGAUCGGUCGCUUGUGGACCAGGUACAAGGAGACCGACUUACCUGUGCCGAAGUUUAAGAUUGAUGAAUGCUACGUUGGUCGCGUGCCUCCGAAGGAAGUGACGUUCGCGAGGCUGAACGACAACAUCCGGGAGGGUUUUCUUAGCGACAUGUGCCAGAAAUAUGGCGAGAUCGAGCAGGUGGAAAUUCUAUACAAUCCGAAAAAUAAGAAGCACCUGGGCAUCGCUAAAGUGGUGUUUGGCUCCGUGAAAGCGGCCAAGGACGCGGUGCAGAAUUUACACAACACCUCUGUGAUGGGGAACAUCAUCCACGCAGAGCUCGACCCCAAAGGUGAGAAUCGGCUGCGUUAUGUCCAGAGACUUAUAAACGGGAGCUUUACACCCUUGACAGUGCCAGUGGGAGACGAGGAGACGAGUGAGGUGUCACCACGUAGCCUGGCUGAGGCUCUGCUGUCAUCUUGCGAACCGUUACGUCGCCUCUCUGAAAGUGGGUCCACCAGCACAAGCACCCCACUCUCCAUGGACACAGCCUAUUCAAGCCUCAGACAGGAUGCUACACCCCAGUCACAGACAACACCUAUCACGCCCCGCCCUUCUGGCACACCCUUCUCUCAGGACUCUGCUUACUCUGGCAGGCAGGCCACACCGACCUUCCAGCGCUCCCGGAGGCAUGAGACCAAAUUCCAGGAUGCAUACAACCGUCGUCCAGAGAGGCAUUAUGUUCACGGGGGUUACCGCGGCAAUGCAGAAAAGCCUAACCUGCCACCUGAAGCUCCACCUCCACCCGUCACCCCCAAUUUUAAGCCUGCAUUCUCACCGUACCAGCCCCCCAUGCCCCCUGUUUACCCCCCUGCUGAGCCUCAGUUUCAACAGUCAGAAUACAGACACCCUCCUCCUCAAGCCCCGCCUCCUACGAAGCCCGAAUUUCAACCAGAACCGCCUCCUAUGCCCGAGGAAACACGACCUGCCACGCCUAUCUCCUGUCCCUCCCCCUCCCCAGGCACACCCACUUUGGAGGCAGAGCGUCAUAGCCUGGACUCACGAAUUGAGAUGCUGCUGAAGGAAAAGCGGACAAAGUUGCCAUUCCUAAAUGAAGGUGGAGACUCAGACGGAGAGGUGCGCAUGGAGGGCAGUCCCAUCUCGUCCUCCUCCUCUCAGCUAUCCCCCAUCCCACCCUCGUCUGCCACCCUGCGCACACCCCGUCCACCAAGCACCGGCCUCGAGGAUAUCAGCCCCACCCCACUGCCUGACUCAGAUGAUGAAGAGCCCAUCGCAGGCACUGCCUCUGCUAUACAACACCCACAGAGCGCCUCACCUUCAAACACACACAAUGUGGGUGGGCCACAUACCCCAACAGACAAAGUGGAUACGGGUAACCAGUCAUCGGGGGAGGAUAUGGAAAUCUCUGAUGAUGAAAUGCCAGGCACACCCAACUCCAGCGACUGCGCUAAGGGCAUUGUGGUGAACUCGGCCCUGUCCCCGAUAACCCCUCAGUCCAUGCCACUUCCGCCACCUGGCUUCCCCCCUCUGCCCCCUCCUCAGCCUGCAUACUCUAUACACCCUUCUCACUUGCCCCCCCAUCUCUCUGCCCCACCUCCAAUGCUGCCUCCAAUGCAUCCAUACCCACCGGGCAUGAUGGCCAUGAUGCCUGUGGAUCUGAUGAGCUGUUUGCCUCAGUGGGGCAGCGUGCACAUGUCAUUUCAGAUGCAGACGCAAAUGCUGAGCCGAAUGGCACAGAGCCAGCGCGCUUACACUUACCCACAGUUCCUAGGGGGAACGACCACAGCAAGUGCGGGCGCCAUGCAGUUCAGCAGUCCCUACCAACCCUUGUCCAUGGUGAACACUCCCAGUGGUGGACACACACAGUCCUGGCAUUUACCUAGCAUGCCCAAGUUUAACCCAUCAGUGCCACCGCCUGGCUAUGAGCUGAAGAAAGAAGACCCUCACAAAGCCACGGUUGACGGUGUGCUCAUGGUCAUUGUCAAAGAGCUGAAGGCCAUCAUGAAGAGAGACCUCAACCGCAAGAUGGUAGAAGUGGUGGCCUUCAGAGCCUUUGAUGAAUGGUGGGAGAGGAAGGAGCGAUCUGCCAAGGCGACGUCCACCCCAGUAAAGACAGGCGAGGGGAAGGAGGACGAUAAGGAGCGAGUGAAACCGAAAGAGACGUUAGCUUCCAGUUUGUUGGAGACAUGGGGUAAAGGCGAGGGUCUGGGUUACGAGGGCAUGGGUCUGGGUAUCGGUUUGCGAGGUGCCAUCCGCCUUCCGUCCUUCAAGGUGAAGAGGAAAGAGCCCCCAGACCCCAUUUCCACAGGAGAGAGUAAGAGAGCUCGUCUGUCCACACCCGUAGACGAUGAGCUGGAGGAUGAAGAGUCGGAGAGAGCAGAUGCCCCCUCAGACGGCACCCGAGUGGAUGACGCAUCCUCCACCAAACGAAGGCAUGCGCGUCCUGUGGAGCUGGAUAGUGAAGGAGAGGAGGAAGAGGAUGAGGAAGAGGAGGAGACAGGCAAGGAGGAGUCGUCUGUGUCCGAGCAAGAGGACGAGGCCAAUGUCGAUGUCUCAGAGACACUGUCCUCUAGCAAAGAGGCAGAAGAGGAUGUCGAUGAUCAUGAAGACGGGAGCGAGUCUGAGAGUGAGAGCAGUUCUUCUGACUCGUCUGAUGAAGGAAGCACCAGCUCGAUGUCUUCUCAGUCCGACGCUGACUCCUCUGAGAGCGACAGCUCUGACUACGAGUCCAGCUCAGAUGAGAAAGAGGACGAGGAGGAAGCUGAUGAGCAAAAAGCACACAAGGUCUCCAUGGAUACAGAAGAUGAAGAUAAGGAGGUGCCGUCAUCGUCGUCUUCCUCGUCCUCACCUUCCUCAUCCUUUGAGGAAGAGGCAGAGAUGGAGGCUCCUAGCACACCUGCGGCUCCUGUGGAAGAGGAGAGUGAGGUAGCACAGCUCGAGGCAGAGGAGGCAGGGAGCUCAGUCACUGCUGCUCAGGACAGUCUGCGGCAACUGUCACCUAAAGGACUUAAAGCAGAAGAGUUAGACAUUGAUCUGGAGGUAAGAAAGAUGGAACCCCUCCUGGAAGGCUUAGGGACUCUGAGGCCUCCAACCCCGCCCCAUGCAGAGGAAGAGGAAGUGCCUCGGACUCCAGGUCGUGAUGUCCCUGUCCCUUUAGAAGCAGAGACAUCCACUAUUCACCUGCCUCUCCCCCCUGCUCAUUCUGUCCUCCCGCCUCCACGCCUCUCAAGCGACGAGGACGUUCCUCGCACACCAGGUCGUGACCUUCCUCACCGUUUCAGCAAAUCACAGAGCAGUGAAACAGCACCAACUACACCUACCAUACCUGCUACACCUGGCACACCUAGUGAAGCCCCUCCCACAGGAAGCAGCUUGUCUCUCAGCAGCCCGUUCCCUUACCCUCUCGUCAGUGCCGGCAUCCCUCCCACGCCUGGCCGGGAUCUGAACUUUACCCCCGUUUUCCCAGACUCCCCUGCUGCUCUUCCGCUUCAAAGGAAGUCCUCCUCAGAAAAGCCGUUGUUCAAAGAACCUGGCAGUGCCACUUCCUGUUCUUCUUCCCCGCUUCCUGUUGUUCCAUCUUCUUGUUUAGAUGCUGCUACUGUGCCAACUAUUCAGCACGUUUCAUCAAUAGAACUUUCUGUGCUUGACGAUUCUGCUUCUGCAAAGAAGAAACCGGGCCGACCCAGAAAGCCUGCCAUUGCUGAACUUGAGGAUGCCCAAGAACUUCAUGAGGCAAUGCUGUCCCUUCCUACAGACCUCCCGGUGAAGGACCUGUUACCCAAAUCUGAAGCAUUACCAGAAGUGCUUCGGGAGGCAGAUGGCUCGGCAGCAUUGGCUCAGAAGGAGAAGGAAGAAAAAGUUGAAGAGGAACACAAGGAAAUAAAGAAGGAGGUGAAGGAUGAAGUACAGGAUGUGGAACAGACAGUUAUCUUUGAAGAGCCGCUACAGAAAACACGGGGUCAGAGGCGGAGCUGGGAGGAGCUCCUCCUCACCAUGCACCCUACCGUGAGGUCACCUCCACGGCCUCGAUUCCUGCCACGGUCUGAGUUUGAGGAGAUGACCAUCCUGUAUGACAUCUGGAACGAAGGCAUUGAUGAAGAGGACAUUCUCUAUCUCAAAAUCACCUAUGAAAAAAUGUUGCAGCAGGAUAACGGCCAUGACUGGCUCAACGACACACUCUGGGUUCCUCACCCUCUUACCAGCAGUGGCAGCCUGCCUGGGGGUAAGAAAAAACGGCGAGAUGAUGGUAUGCGUGAUCAUGUGACUGGCUGUGCGCGUAGCGAGGGCUACUACAAAAUCGACAAAAAGGACAAAAUUAAAUACCUAAACAGCACUCGGUUACAGUCAGACGAGCCUGAUAAAGAUAUGCAGGGCCGGAUGAUCCCGGCUCAGCCUCACGCCUCAACACGAGCAGGCUCGGAGCGACGCUCUGAACAGCGCCGCCUGCUGUCCUCAUUCAGCUGUGACAGCGACCUGCUCAAAUUCAACCAGCUUAAGUUCCGUAAGAAGAAGAUCCGAUUCUGUAAGAGUCACAUUCAUGACUGGGGUCUGUUUGCCAUGGAGCCCAUCGCUGCUGAUGAGAUGGUUAUUGAAUACGUCGGACAGAAUAUCAGACAGGUGAUCGCGGACAUGAGAGAGAAGCGUUACGAGGAGGAAGGCAUCGGCAGCAGCUACAUGUUCCGUGUUGAUCAUGACACCAUCAUCGAUGCUACAAAGUGUGGAAACUUUGCCCGCUUCAUCAACCAUAGCUGCAACCCGAACUGCUACGCCAAGGUAAUUACGGUGGAGUCUCAGAAGAAGAUUGUAAUCUACUCUCGCCAACCGAUCAACGUCAAUGAGGAGAUUACCUACGACUACAAGUUCCCCAUCGAGGACGAGAAGAUCCCUUGUCUGUGCGGAGCCGAGAACUGCAGGGGGACGCUGAACUAGCGCUGUCGAGCGGCGCAAAGCAGGGAUGGUGUUGAGGGUAACACACACACCUUCCACCCUCCACUCUGCAGUCAGAGCAGCUACGUGUGUAGGGCUUUUUAUACCAAUAAAUCCAUCCAAUGAUUGUUUACACACCGGUGCUCUUUAGACCACAACAUGAAUUUUCUACCACUCUUCCACUGAGAGAGAAGGACGGCCACCCCAGUCACCCUUCCCUUUCCAACCUCUACACACUAUUCGUUGUGUAUUAGGAGGGUCUUCGCCCAUCCACUUGCUUCUUUCCUUUUUUUUAAACAGACCUUUCAGAUUUCUAUACUGUACACCCUUAAGGAUCCACACGGGCCCAGGCCUGUUGGCCACUAUGCGCACACAAAUCCAGACACACUACUCAAACCUAAGGCUUGCUCACACACGUCUUCUCGCACAGUUCUGUCAUCUUCUACAAGUUUCCAACAGUGUUUGUUUGUUUUUUUGCCCCAUUUGCUUAUUUAAUGCCUUUUGAAGUUGCUGUGUUUUGCAUGUUUGUGUAAGUGUGUGCUGUCCCCUGCUGGCUGUCUACUGUAAUUAUCAGUCUUUGGAAUUAUAGCAAGGACAUUUUGUUUGCAAAACAAAUAAACAAAUUGCACACAGAUAGAGAGAGAGAGAGAGAGAGAGAGAGAGAGAUGACUAGACCAGGUCAGACAGCAUCUUCUGCUCAAUCUGUACUAAGUAUUUAACCGUGUCACAUUGUGAUAAUACGGCAUUAAUUAUAGUUUAAUAUAUUAUCACAAAAACAUAUUGUAUUGGUGGGAUGGUUCUGUCUGUUGGCUAAACAUAUGGAAAGCUCAUGAAGAACACCAAAAAAAGGGACCUUAGAGGACAGAGGAAGAGUCUGCCGUAGUAAAAGUGCUAAACAUUUCACGGUUUUAACGUCCAGCAAAUGAUAAGCUUGAGUACUUUAAGCUUUACUUAAGUACUUUAAGAUUACAGUAAGAAAGUUGGUGUUUCUGAAGACAUGCAUUUUGAGAUUGUUUAUUCUAUAUCCAUAGAGCUGCUUUAAUACACCAUCUUUUUUUUUUUUUACACCCGUUUAAAGCUGAAUGCUUGGUUACUAAUACCUAGUAUUAAUACUCUUACUCACACACACACAUGCAAUGUAUUAAUCAAACACAAUGGCAUCUAGUUACAGAUUUCAAGCUUUAUCUUACUGGUCUUUCCUCUAGUGCUUAUUUUACACACUGCACAAUCGUCACUUGUCUCACCUGUACAGUAUUUUGUCCUUUGAGCUAUAUUAUGCUUCCUCAUGCUCAGUGAUGGAACGUAGCAUCAUGCUAAUUAGCUAAAUGCUAAGGACAGGAAGUGAUUUAUAUUUGGUGCCAAUUUUUCUCCCUGGGUACAUUCUAAGCAGCACAAGCUGCUUUCCAAACCCUGCUGUGUUAUCUCAGUAAGAAUGUGUGUGUGUUCUGUUUGUAACACUAGUACUUUAUUCCUUCUUGCCUCCUUUCUUCUCAUGCUCCCAACAGGGUGGGCGUGUCUGUCUGUCUCUCUCUCUCUCUCUCACUCUGCGUUUAUGUUCAUAUUGUACAGAUGAAAUGUUUGUACAAAGGAUAGGGGACUUUUUAUUGCGAUACAGUGAGACAUUGAGUAUCGGUGCAUCUUUUUUUACCAGCAGAACUAAUUUGAGAUGAGAUGAUUAUUUUUGGGAGAGAUGAUGUGUCAGGCUCUCCAUUUAAAGAUUGUUUCUUGUAGAAACGUCUUUUUUUCUGCCUGCUUUCCUUCAGUGUAAAUACUCAGACUGUGAAUAUAUAAAUAAGUGUAUAUGUAUAUAUGUAUAUGUAUAUAUACAUAUAUAUAUAUAUUGGAGGUGAGGGCUCGCUUGGCGCCACAGAGAGCGCGUGCAGGAUUUCAGCUUGUGUCAAGCUUUAUUUUUUAUUAUUUUUCAGUUUGUAAAUUCUAUGAAAGCAGUUUGACGUGUGUGAUGGAGGGAGGAUGACAAUGCUGCAUCGCUCCCUGACUAUUUAUUACACAAAAGUAUGAAAAACAGAUCAUUGACAAAAAAUAAAGGAUGUUUUUUCUUUUUUGAA
This is a messenger RNA of Tachysurus vachellii, 7811 nucleotides long. It is a transcript of the gene setd1ba, whose product is annotated as SET domain containing 1B, histone lysine methyltransferase a. NCBI's taxonomy places the organism in Eukaryota, Metazoa, Chordata, Actinopteri, Siluriformes, Bagridae. Gene Ontology annotation, molecular function: protein binding; histone H3K4 methyltransferase activity; RNA binding. The transcript has 18 exons. Bases 574 to 5748 code for a protein of 1724 amino acids. The record is from RefSeq and is a predicted model, not a curated record. Gene Ontology annotation, cellular component: Set1C/COMPASS complex.